GAAAUAAACUUUGUGUAUUUUUCUGUUUGGAAUUGAAUUCAUUCUACAUUUCGGUUUCGUUGGGAGCGCUCGUGGAUAUGCUGAAAACGCGCUUCGCUUGAAUUUGCGAUUAAUAUAAAAGUGUUGGUCGUGUUCUUUGAAAAAAAAAUAAACAACGUUAAAUUCGAUACGUUUUAAAUAAAAUUCACGGUUGAAGCAGAGAACAAAAACCGCACUUAAGGCAUUUAUUUAAGCUUACAAAUUAAUGGUAAAAUAAAAUAAAAAAUAACCGUUCUCUCGAACAAGUGCAUGACAAUUUACCGCAUUCGCCUUUUAAAAAAAUCAACCAAUAUAAAAAUAGUGUGUGUGUAUCCUUUCUACUAUUUAAAUCAAUUGAGUGGCUGUGUCCUUCAUCCUAUUCUCGUAAUAGUUGAGGGUGUGUUUAUUGUAAACAACGCAUUAAAGCAGAAAUAGAAUAUAGCAAGAAAUCAAAACAAAAUUCUCAAUAUUAAUAUCAAUUAAUAAGAGAAAUAAUUUUAAAGUUAUAUAAAUAAAAAAUGUCGGUCUCAUCGAAUACUUCAUCUGCGUCAUCAGUAAGCGGUGCUCCCAUAACAAAUGGCAGUCGCUCCUCAUGUGGACGUCCUAGCAGUAAUGAUUCCAACACCGAUAGCUCCGAAUUGACGCACAUACUUAAUCGUCGUCAGGUAAUUAUGGAUUCGCAAGAAGCUGGAAUAGAGGUGCCACGCACCUUUAAGGUUGUUAACGUUUUCACCGAAUUUCAUGAAUUUACAAGAAAGCAAAUUAAGGACUAUCAGAAGACCUUCAAUCUAUAUAAGAAUACGAAUCAAAAGCUUUGUAUAAGGCAUGAAAAAUACGAUACUGGUUGUGAUGGUUACUUAGAUUUGACUGAACUAAAAUAUAUGAUGGAGAAGUUGGGUGCACCACAAACUCAUUUGGGCUUGAAACAAAUGAUAUCCGAAGUUGAUGAGGAUCAUGACGGUAAAAUAAGUUUCCGUGAAUUUUUGCUUAUUUAUCGUAAGGCACAGGCUGGUGAGUUAGAUAAGGAGUCUGGACUCAAUCAAUUAGCACGUUUGACAGAGAUCAAUGUUGAUGAAGUUGGUGUUAGUGGCGCCAAGAGUUUCUUUGAAGCCAAGAUUGAGCAACAAUUACGUACGAAUAAAUUCCAUGACGAAAUACGACAAGAACAAGAAGAACGUCGUCGUGAAGAUGAGGAACGUGCUAGUCGCCGACUACAAUUCCAACAACGUGCUGCUAUUUUCCAGUAAUUUCCACAUUAUAUUAUAUAUAUAUAUAUAAUCAAUAACGUUGUGCAGAAGUAUGAAUGCGUGCAAGUGGGCGUUAAGCAAUAAACAUACAUAUAUUUUGCUAUGUUUUAUAUUUUCUACAAUAAUAUUUGUAAUCCACACUCAAAAUUGUAAC
Molecule: messenger RNA, 1419 nt
Organism: Teleopsis dalmanni
Lineage: Eukaryota; Metazoa; Arthropoda; Insecta; Diptera; Diopsidae
Gene: Swip-1
Product: EF-hand domain-containing protein D2 homolog
Exons: 3
Coding region: 537-1265 (242 amino acids)
Molecular function (GO): calcium ion binding
Source: RefSeq, a predicted model, not a curated record